This is a messenger RNA of Toxotes jaculatrix (banded archerfish), 4855 nucleotides long. RefSeq names its product glypican 5c (gene gpc5c). The transcript is spliced from 9 exons. NCBI's taxonomy places the organism in Eukaryota, Metazoa, Chordata, Actinopteri, Toxotidae. Gene Ontology annotation, cellular component: plasma membrane; extracellular region; cell surface. Bases 279 to 2117 code for a protein of 612 amino acids. Gene Ontology annotation, biological process: positive regulation of canonical Wnt signaling pathway; cell migration; regulation of protein localization to membrane. The record is from RefSeq and is a predicted model, not a curated record.
GACAGUCGACCACUGCAAAGUAUUGAGCGCGGGACAGACUGGCUUUAGCCCACACCACUCUUCAUCUGUCCAAGAGAAGACCCCAAAAACCUCUACUGUGAGGCGCUCACACUCAUCCCCAACCAAUAAUGUGAAAAUCAGACGGAAACGUUUGUCAGAUGUUUAAACCCAUCGUCGCUUCAUUGUACUUCAGCAGCGUCUAUAUUCACCACUGUCACACAGUUUGCAGUCAGGCUACAGUAGGCUAUCCACAAGGAUACCUGGUGUGAGAUGCGGCAAUGUCCCGAGGACUAUUCCCACGCGUGAAGUCUUGCGGAUCCUUUUGGAUUUUGCCUGCGGUCAUAUUUGUGGUGAGUGUGAUCGACGUGGACGCGUACAGCUGUCAUGAAGUGAGGACCGCUUUCCAGCUGCGGCAGGUCGGGCCGCUGCAGCGCGUACCGGAGACACCUGGCACAGAUGUGGAUCUGUUGAUUUGUAAGCACCAGGGUCCAUCCUGCUGCACCCGGAAAAUGGAGGAGAGCUACCAGUUGGCUGUAAAACGAGAAAGCCUCCACAACAUUCACUCCUACAGCUACGAGCUUGAGCACCUCAUCUCCGGCCACUCGGAUGCCUUCCAGGAUAUGUUCCAGUACCUACUAUCCUUUUCUCAGGGCCACCUGAGCUCUCUGUUGGAGGGAACCUACUCAUCCCUGUCCCGCCAUGCCCUGCCAGACGUAAAUCAACUCUUCUCCUCACUCUCCCUCUACCUCCGAGGGGCUAACGUUUCUGUGGAGGCAGCGGUUCACCAAUUUUUUAACAACCUCUUCCCACUCGUCUACACACGGCUCAUCAAUCCAGGUAUCGAAAGCAGCAUGAUGGUGGGCAGUGAAAUGGUUGACUGUCUCCGAAUGAUCAGGCAGGAUGUCAACCCUUUUGGGACUCAUCCUGCUGUUAUGGCUCAGGAGCUCGCUGGGGCAUUAGGAGCUGGGCGACAACUGGGCCUGGCCCUGGAGGAGGGUGUGGAGGUGAUGAAUGCCACCGAACAUGUCAGCCUGAGCAAAGAGUGUGUGAAGGGCCUUGUGAAGAUGGUGUACUGCUCCCACUGCAGAGGCCUGACGCUGAUCAAGCCCUGCGUGGGCUACUGUCUUAAUGUAAUGCGAGGCUGCCUGGCCAGCGUGUCAGAGCUGGAUCAGCCUUGGAGGAGGUAUACCAGUUUAUUGGAGCAACUAACCCACGCCACGGCCGGGCACCACAGCCUGGAACUAGCCCUUCUGGGGGUCAGAGGGCACGUUAAUGAGGCCUUGCUCUACGCACAGUUCCAUGGUCCACUCAUCACCGCCACAGUGGACAAGGUGUGUGGCCUGUCUACUGGGGAACCUAGAGGCAUGCAACCUACUAGCCCAGAGGUCACAACCUCUACUGUGACCACAUCAUCUCCUCUUCCAUCUGGUGCCUCCUCCCAACCCUUACCAGAGCAGUGGCUGGAGAAGCUUGCCCACUUGAGGAGCUCAUUCCCCCUGAAACCCUCCAAGAACAAUAAACAUAGUCUGAGAACACUCUCUAGGGAGUUCUUGAUGUACCUGCAGCGCUACAAGUCUUUCUUUGCAGCUUUGCCAGAGAUGCUGUGCGAAGGGGACAAUGUAGUGGACGACUCCACAUGCUGGAGUGGAGAUGAUGUGGUGGAGAGCUAUACAGGCAGAGUUGUAGGAAAUGGUCUGUACGCCCAGAGGCAAAACCCAGAGGUCAAAGUUCGCAGUGCAGACCCUUCACUGGCUGAGGUCAAGGAGAGGUUGGAGCGCUUCAACCAGGAGACCCAGGAGAGGUUUCCAAAACUGGGCCAGAUAGAGGCCUGGGAUGAGCUGGGCAGUGCGGAAACAGAGGAGGGCAGCACCACAGACUGUGAUGAUGAAGACGGAUGUCAAGCCUCAGGAGACGGUCAAGAAAAGACUUUGUAUACAGAUGCCUCCAGCGAAGGAAAGCCCGACGGGAGACAGCGUGGAGGUGACGAUCCGCAUGACAACCCUUCCAAGCCCCCCUCAGUGAAGGUGAUAGGACCCUCGUCGUCUGCCAACUGGGCACGGCCCUGGAGCCUUGCACUGCUCUUUUCUGCACUUAGCUUGCAGUGGACCCUAUUCUGAUGCCAGCACCGUCUGUGAAUCCCCACCCCACCCCUUUAGGAAACAUGUACAUGCAGAGAGACACUCAUAUCAUAUAAAUCACACAUAGUAUCCUUACUCCUGUCCUCAAGCUACGUGGAUGGAUUGUGAUGAUGGAAAAAGAAAAAUAAGAUGAAAACGGAAGAGAGGAGGACAACAUUGUAGGAGACUGUUGAUGGAGGGCUCUUGCAGGAACUUGUUGUUCUGCAGCAUCACCAGUGUGGAUGAUUGCACAAACUGAUCCCAUGCACGCUCAUCUACAAAGAUUAUGCCUGCUGCUUCUACUAGGCUGUUCUGGGACUAGAUGUGUGUGUGUAUAUAACAGACACCAAUAUAGCCCUGCAGCUUCUUGCUCCACUCACACAAACACACGCUUUGUAGUUCAAAACAGGACUUCAUCAUCCUAAUUUUACUUAAAAACACUUACACAUUUACAGACUCACUUACAUGUGUUUUACAUAUACCAAUGCAUCUGUCUUCAUUUUCUGCUGCUGGGUUUUACUUAUCUUUUCAGGCUAAAAAAAAAAAAAAAAAAAAAAAAAAAACCUCAUCACAGUCAUUUGCCAGCCAGACUGAAGAAUUCAGCUCAUUUGAAAACUCAGCUCAUUUUCUAUUUGAGGAUUAAGGAAUGCAUGAUAGAUUGAUAGAUCAAUCCCAGGUGCCUGGCCCAGAACAGCAGAUUUGAUAUACUCUAAUGACUGUGUACCUUGGCAGGGAUUAGAAUGUAAUGAGUUCACCUGUAGAGCACGAGCACACUUGCACGGCUGAACACAUUGUGCAGACAAACUAGGUGUGUAUAGUAUGCAACUGUAUAUAGGUGGAAAGAUUUGAUGGUGUGUAUGAGGUUCUGAUUCUACAAAAAAAGCUCUUAAAAAUGAUUUAGGUGAAGGGUUUUUUUCUUUUCUUUUCAGCCAGCUACGAAUGGACUAUGCUUGUCUGCUCCAUACUUCAUAGAAAAUAAUGCAAAAAAAACCUAUAGAGAUUUAAUUUCUAUAACAAAUAAUGCAGGAAUUUACAUCCUUUUCCAGCUCAAGCCCAUGACACAAAUGGACAAAUUUCUGGACAAAGUCUGUACAUUGUUGGUUUUACUAAUGUUUAUCGUGCAUCCAGUUUUGUGUGUUUGCUCGUUGAAUUUGCACAUUAAUGCAUGUAAAACCUACCAGGUUCUCAAAAUCACUAUGAUGGGAUCAGGCCCUUCUUCAGAAAACAAAAAGAACACAUAUAUUUUAAAACCUUUCACCCAUUCUUUUUCACUGAUGGCAUGACAUCAGGGUUUACCUUUCUCUUUCACAUGAUGGCUUGGAAUUUGAAAACAAGAGCAGGGUUGGGCUGUAGAUUCAUCACAUGCAGAUUCAAAUACAAUUUAACACAAAAAAACAGAAUAUUUUUACAAUGUUGGGUACGUCUAUUGUUUGAUCUAGUGCAGUGGCAGCCAUUGUAUAAGUCCCUCUUCAUGGAUUUUAUCAUGUAUUUUGCCCUGUAUUGGUCUUGUUUUUUUUCUUGAACAUCAUUCAGGAAACACAAAUAAGCUCAGAAAACCUGCAGACCAUUCCUUGGAAUUCCAACAGUUAAAAAGCAAAUCUUUAAUUGUUUUAAAUGAUUCCUCGUGGGGAUGGAACAAAAGGGAAGGUCAACACAACACUGUGUGACUUCUACAAUGGCUUCCUCUGUAUACCAGUUUUCUGCCUUGUGUAGAUGAAGAUUGUGUAUGCACAGAUACUGGUACAGCAGAGUACCUGUGUGAAUGAGGAUGAUGAAUGUAUGGUCAUUGAUAUGCAGAUGCAAUAUUAAAGCUGGCUAUGCCCUAUGUAAAAGCUACACAGAUACAGUAUCUAAGCUGAAUACAUCCACCCACUUACAGGAUGACAUGGGUCUAUGAACAGUGAUAUACCUCUUCCAUUAACUAGCCUUCACUGUAAACAACCUUUCCUGUCUCUGACUGAAAAGCAAUUCAGCUUUAAGUCUGCCUGACAGUGCAAAGAGGAUGACCUGCUUAAUUACACGCAAAUACAUACAAUUAUACAUUAAAUGCCUGCGGUUGAAGAAUGACGAUGACUACAGCUAUAUGAGGUUUCGGCAGUUUAAAUGUGUCACGUUUUGUGUUCUGUAACCAUUUUUGUUUAGUUUAUAUGAUUUCCUCCAUGUAUGUUUUGUUCCAGACUGGCGUUCGUUGCACCCACAGAUUACUUACAGCCCUAUACCCUCGCAUGUGUAUAAAUGUAUAUAUUUUAAGUCACUUACCAUUUGUUUUGAGUCUCAUUUCCUCUCUUUUGUAUCAGUAUGAUACAGUGUAGCUGAGCUCUAUUAAAGGUGCUCUGCUUUUUUUUUUCUUGUCUCAAUAGCUUUUCCUUGCAGAAUAUCAGUCACAAUAGACACUGACAAACAACAGAAACUUGCUCGGAAAAGGUGUUUAUUAAAGGCUUUACAUACCCAUGGCACACCCACACAAGUGUUCACACUUAUUAUUCCUGAUUAAUCCUCUUCUAAGGACUGUGUGGGCUUGUGCAGACCAUGCUUGGUUGACAUUUGCCUCAUUUUCCUGUUAGGUCGAGACAACUUACAUCUUUGUUCUAUUGGUACAGUAAGUUUAGUGACCCUAUUUAAUUAUGUAAUUCCCAGCCUAGCACCAGCCAGCUUUAACCUGACUAGAGGUUUAAUCAGCCAUAAUAAGUGAAAACACCUGUGUGGGUGAGUGGGUUCUUAAAUAUUUCAUGUUUAUA